AUGGGUCUCGAACAACAAUCUGAUGUGCUUGGAAAAUGGUGUUAUCCCGCGAAGAAAACGUCAGACAGCGGAAAUCGUCGUGUAGUACAUUCUUGUAAGAAGACGAAUCUCAUAAUAGCAUCCACGUUCGAAAGGAAUCGUCGACGCCAUCAGUUUAUGUGGCGAAGGACAACCCCAUUUACGCCAGAAGAGCAGCGCAAGCGGAAGACGAAAACUCUUAAACUACAACUCGACUACGUCUUGACAAGGAACAUCCGCUUGUCGGUUAUCUAG
Necator americanus (New World hookworm) is the source of this 273-nucleotide messenger RNA. RefSeq lists its product as uncharacterized. Lineage: Eukaryota; Metazoa; Nematoda; Chromadorea; Rhabditida; Ancylostomatidae. The coding region runs from base 1 to 273 and encodes 90 amino acids. The record is from RefSeq and is a predicted model, not a curated record. The transcript has a single exon.